GUGAUUUACAAUCCUGAUCUGGUGACGUGUCACAUGCUAUCAGCUUAUUUGAUACAGCAAAGUUCGACGAACUGCAUGCAGUUAGCUUCUGUUGAAAACAUCCCAUGAUCUCGAAACUCCUCGUAGCUGGCUUACUUGAAAGAUCGGGAAGUGUGGACCAUCACUGAUGCUAUUUCCCUAUGGAGCUCGUCUUAGAUGACAUAUUCUGUGACAUGAUUGCAAGGAAUGUUAUCGCAACGCCAAUAAGCUGAUAGCCUGUGACACGUCACCAGAUCAGGAUUGUAAAUCACAAGGCUUCGACAAGUACAGUAAACUGAUAAGAUAAGUAAGUCAACAGAGUCAUGGCAGAUGCAGAAGUAGAUCCAAUUGGUCGCCCGGGAAAGAAGCUGAAUGUCGUUGGGAUGGUCGGACUCAUCGUCUUCUAUCUCAUCAUUUUCUUUGCUGGAAUUCUUUCUCACAAAGUGUUGAGGAGAAAAUCAAGGAAAGAUAUCCGGAAGAUGCAGGUUGAAAGUAAAACUGAAGACAUGAUGUUGGCUGGUCGGGACAUCAACUACUUCGUGGGUGUCUUCACCAUGACAGCAACGUGGGUUGGGGGAGGUUAUAUAAACGGAACCGCGGAGUCCGUGCUAGAGAACGGUCUUGUCUGGACACUAGCCCCGGUAGGUUACUCAAUAGCCAUGUUUUUGGGAGGCUUGUUCUUUGCGGAGAAGAUGAGGAAAAGAAAAUUCGUCACAAUGUUAGACCCACUACAGGAGAAAUAUGGAAAACCUCUCGGGGCUCUCUUCUACAUUCCUGCUUUUUCAGGAGAGAUUCUUUGGUCCGCAUCCAUCCUAGCUGCUCUUGGAACUUCUCUCCGAGUCAUCUGUGGUAUCGAUGAUACUACGUCUAUCAUUGCCAGUGCAGCAAUUGCUAUGACCUACACUCUUUUCGGAGGGUUAUACUCCGUGGCCUUUACCGAUGUUUUCCAACUGAUAUGUAUAUUCUUUGGAUUGAUAUUCGCCAUUCCAUUCAUGGUGAAUAAUCCUAAUGUGGAAAUUCCUCUGAGAAGCAGUAAUUUGACCAUGUUCAUGGAUCAGGAACAAAGUUACUCCAGGUUCAUUGGAAAGCUUGAAAAGGAGGAUGCAGGCGUUUGGGUUGACCAAGCCACCAUGCUGAUGUUAGGAGGAAUCCCAUGGCAAGCGUACUUCCAGCGUGUUCUGUCAGCUAGAGAUGUCAGCGUUGCUAAGACUCUUUCCUUCGCUGCAGCACCUGGGUGCUUCGCCGCUGCCAUUCCUCCUGUCGUUAUCGGUUUGAUAGCAAUGAACACGGAUUGGCCAGGCACAGACUAUGGAGAAAAUCUCAUUCCAGAAGAUUACAAAUUAGCUGUUCCCUUGACCCUACUAUAUCUAACACCGCCAGCCGUUGCAUUCAUAGGUCUUGGAGCAGUUAGUGCUGCUGUUAUGAGCUCAACUGACAGUUCAAUCCUUGGAGUUAGUACUCUGUUCACCAGGAAUGUCUUUGUAAACGUAUUUUACCAGAAGGCAACCGACAAAUUUACGGUUUGGUUUUUGCGAGGAACAGUGUUCGUUAACACGGUUAUUGCUAUGAUCAUAGCCAUCUUUGUGAAAACAGUGUACGGACUCUACUUAAUAUGCAGUGAUUUGGUAUACAUCCUGCUCUUCCCCCACCUGUACGGCAUGAUAGCUGGAUUUAGUGUAGCCCUGAUCCUGAGAGUGUUAUCGGGGGAACCCGUGCUGAAGUACAACGCCCUCCUUAAGUUCCCGGGUUACGUGGAACCUGAUCAAUCUGAUGGAAGUUAUGGAAGACAGAGAUUCCCCUUCAGAAAUCUCAUCGUGAUACUCAACUUCCUCAUAACACUCUCUGUUACCUACUUGUCAAAACAACUCUUUGCCAAAUACCCUGAUCUACAAAAGUACGAUAUUCUGGAAGGGGUGAGGGACCAGAAGACAGAGAAAAGAGAAGGUCUUCAAAAUGAGAAGGAAGGAGAACAAUUCUUAUAAACUGGAGUUCCUGAAGCUUAGAUUUCAAUUGAGCUGUGACCGUGGAUUAUUACACACACUUCAGGAUCAUAUACAUACACUUCAUACUUAAACUAAAGGACGGAGGAACGUUCUGGUUAAAGAGAGGAACAGUGUUGGCAAGUUUACCCAGAGCAAGUACCAGGAACCUGCACCACGUGUUACUGUGAUGUGUAGCUAGAUUGUUUUCGGGUUCUUCAGAGUUCAGUGCAGCUCGUUUAUCUCAGCAUUCGAUCUUGCAGCACGUGUCUUUUAUUGCAUUUAUUUAGAUGGGAGUUGUUACACGGAUUUUUGUUUUGUUUUGUUUAGGGAGAAAAUUUGCCACAUAGGUCUAGGAUCAUAAUAUAGAUUAGUUUGUAAAUUUAUUGUAAAAAUGUGGCGGAUUUUCCGAAAAUCCGCUGACCCGCCACUUUUUAAACUGUAAUAUUAUUUUCACAAAAAUGUUUGAAAAUCCACCGAAUUCUACCUGCCAUAUAUUGCAAAAUUCGACCCAAUUUUCCUUCCAGACUGCGUAUUUGUUUACAGUUUAAUUCACCGCCGGUGAAUUGAAGUUUUUGUAUUAUCUUUUAUUAAAUUAGUUUAAUCUUUA
Molecule: messenger RNA, 2607 nt
Organism: Bolinopsis microptera
Lineage: Eukaryota; Metazoa; Ctenophora; Tentaculata; Lobata; Bolinopsidae
Product: high affinity choline transporter 1-like
Exons: 15
Coding region: 342-2000 (552 amino acids)
Biological process (GO): acetylcholine biosynthetic process; choline transport; transmembrane transport
Cellular component (GO): plasma membrane
Molecular function (GO): choline:sodium symporter activity
Source: RefSeq, a predicted model, not a curated record